Messenger RNA from Salpingoeca rosetta, 3817 nucleotides. RefSeq lists its product as uncharacterized. The record is from RefSeq and is a predicted model, not a curated record. The coding region runs from base 38 to 3376 and encodes 1112 amino acids. The transcript has 21 exons. Gene Ontology annotation, molecular function: carbohydrate binding. Gene Ontology annotation, biological process: carbohydrate metabolic process. Lineage: Eukaryota; Choanoflagellata; Craspedida; Salpingoecidae.
CAACAACGGCUACAAAACAAGCCAGCCAGUGACAGACAUGAAGCGUUUGUUUGUGUUUGUGUUUGGGCUUGUGUUGAGUGCGGUGGUGGGUGUGACUGCCACUGCGACCGGCACAUCUGCUCGUGGAUCUGCGUGCCAGCCGCCGUCUCUGACGGGUGAUGGCAGUGGGAGUACGAGCAGCGCAACGCUCCAUGUGAACGAGCUCCGCUCCAGCUCUGCACCUGCGGUUGUGGAUGUGAGCGAGUACGUGACGCUGGCAUGGGAGCGGGCGCAUUCUACACCCACCGAGACGCAGCAAGCUUACUGGAUCUCGAUUACCGACAGCCAGGGCCGCAGCGUGGCCUGUGUGCAGCAGCACAACACUUCUACUCCCCACCACGUCUUGGAGCCGCGCACUUUUGAGCACGGCGAGCACACGGCCACCCUGCGCUGGCAGGAUUCCAAGGGACAGUGGAGCUUGCCUGCCACCGCCACCUUUGAAGUGGCCGAUCCAAACUGGGGCGGAUCGCAGUGGAUCGGUGACGGCCGCCGCUUCCACGCCGAGGUCACGCUGUCUGCUGCACCGGAAACGGCCAAGCUGUACAUCUCCGGUAUUGGGUUCUACAAGCUCUACAUCAAUGGUGUUGACAUUGACACCGGGGCUGUGCUGAAUGGUGCGUGGAGCGUGUGGAAUGCCCGCGUGCUGUUUGAUUCUAUCAACGUCGCUCCAUAUCUGAAGAGCGGCACCAACGCAAUCGGCGUGAUGCUUGGCGGCGGCUGGCGCAAUACGACCCAGUUCCCACCCCAGUCGCACAAGUCAUCGUGCGACGCACACAACCGCCUGCUGCGUGCUGUCCUUGAGGUGAACGGCAGCCCCGUGCUGAGGACGAACACGACGUGGAUGAUGAGCAGCACUGCGCCCAUCACCGAUGACUCCAUCUACAAUGGCGAGACAUACGAUGCACGGCUGGAGAGCGACAAGUGGAAGCUGCCACACUUCACCCCAUCUCCAUCCUCAGACUGGACGCACGCCACGCAAUAUGACAGCUGCUUCUCGCCAACGAUGACGGCGCGGUCCUUUCCUCCGAUCAAAGUGCAGGAGGUGCGCCCGCCAGUCAACAUCAACAAGCUCACCGCCUGUCCACAAGCAAAGGUUGGCGGGCUGGCUGCGGAGAACACAGACCUCGUGCUGACAUGCGCCAGCGGAACGAUCAGCGGCAUUGAGUUUGCGAGCUUCGGUACGCCGACGGGCAGCUGUGGAAACUUCAGCAAGGGCUCCUGUGAUGCUGCCAGCACAAUGAAGAUUGUGCAGAGCAUGUGCGUUGGCAAGUCGUCGUGCACCAUCCCCGCCACCGACACCACUUUUGGAGACCCGUGCUACGGCACCGCCAAGGUGUUGGCCGUGCAGGCGACCGGGUGCUCCGCCUCUCCAUACUUCGUCGUCGACUUUGGCGAAAACCUGAGCGGCCUGACGCGCAUCAGCGUGCGCGGGAGUGCUGGGACGGUGGUGACGCUGCGGCACGCGGAGGUCUUGCAGCACCCGCCAUAUGGGCCUGCCGACGGAAACAUCUACACGGGCAAUCUGCGGACAGCGAAAGCGACGGACACGUACAUUCUUCGCGGGGACGCGGAUGGCGAAGAGUACAUUCCAUCCUUCACGUAUCAUGGGUUCCGCUAUGUUGAAGUGCGCGGAUACCCUGGCGAACUCAAGAGCGAAAACAUUUCACAGCUCCACUUUCGAACAGACAACCAGCUUAUUUCGUCCUUCAAGUCUUCAUCGAAGGUUCUGAAUGCCAUUCAGUACGGCGCGUAUCGCGGGCAAGGCAGCAAUAUGAUGUCUGUGCCAACAGAUUGCGACCAGCGUGACGAGCGUCUUGGAUGGAUGGGAGAUGCAUCGCUCUCCGCGGAUUCGUUUGCACUGAACUACGCCUCCAAGACGUUCAUGUCCAGUUUUGUUCGCAGCAUUGUCGACGACCAAGACCCGGCCUCUGGCUCGCUGCCGGAUGUUGUUCCGUAUCAGCGGUACGGCGGGCAGCCGGCAGACCCGUCGUGGAGUGCAGCGUUUCCGCAGAACGUGUGGGUGCGGUACAAGCAUGGUGGAGACACAACCAUGGCCAAGCAGUGGUGGCAUCAGUUGGGAUUUUACGUCGCAAACUUGGAGGCGCAGGUUGCUGCCGCAAAGGGAUUCAGCAACUGGAAACCGCCAUACGGCGACUGGGUGCCUGCUGGCAAGAAGGUGGACGGACAAGUGUGCAGUGCCUUCAGCUUCAUUAUGGCCGCGCAGCAAAUGUCCGAGCUCGCAGCUGCAAUUGGAAACACAACGGCUGCGCACGACUACGCGUCGCUUGCAGAUUCUCUCCGGCAGAAGUACAGAGCCGCGUUCUAUCACAGCUCCACCAACUGCUUUGACGAUUGCGGGCAGACUGCGACUGCGCUGUCGCUGUUCGUGGGCGCUGUGCCCUCUGAUCACGUCAACGCGUCUGUUGCAUCGCUGCUCACCGACAUCGAGAAGCAGAACAACAACCACGUCACGGUUGGUAUCAUUGGAGCAAAAGCGCUGUUCCCGGUGCUGUCGGAAUACGGUGCUCAGAAGCAAGCAGUCGCGCUGGCAGAGCAGACGUCCCAGCCGUCAUGGGGCUACAUGUUCUUCAACACCAUUGAGCCCGCCACUUCGUCCGUGUGGGAGCUGUGGGACAGCCCAACACAGGGCCCAGGCAUGAACAGCAGGAACCACCACAUGUUCUCGUCCAUCUCGGGCUGGCUGAUCACGUAUGUGGGCGGUUUGCGUCAUGUUGCGUGCGGGUCCACGCUGCUGAUGGCGCCUGCAUUCCACGGGCUGUCCUCCACGUCCGUGUCCCUCAACACGACGUGCGGCCGCGUGGCGGUCUCACACGUGCAAAUUGGCGGAACACACAGAGCAUCUGUUCCCCGCGACCCAACGAGCACCUCAUCACUAUCAUCAUCUCCCGCCGUGCUGUCGUGUGGCGGGGAUGGCGGUGGCGUGAUUGCAUCCGUUUCCAACGCGGCGGUGACACGUGGGCCCAACGCAACGUGUGCAGUUGACAUCACAGCCAUCGUCGCUCGCCAAUGUGCAGGCGCGCAGGAGUGUGAACUUGAUUGGACGUCGCUACCGCCUGCUUGCGAUGGCGACACGACCGCACCCUCGCAUGUGCCGCACCUUCACACGACGUUUACGUGCAGCGUUCCUGCGCGCCACACGGUCACGGCUGUUGUUCCUGUGGGCGAGAGGGCUCAGCUCUUCCUGCCCACCACUGUUGGCACAGCCAUCCGAACCCCACACGCUGCAACUUCGCUUGAGCUGACGACGUUUGAUGGCGUGCCCGCUUACACGGCCGUACUGCCUGGCGGUGUACACACGUGGACGUUCAGCGAGUGAUUGUCACGUACGCACUUGCACACAUGCUCUCCCUUCAUUGGUGAUGUGCCCAUGAUGGCGAUGACACUGUUGCUUCCGUCCCGACUGUGCAACCCGCACAUGCACUGUUCACUCAGUUCAUCCUUCUUUUGUUGGUGUUGUUUGUCAUUUCUUGCCCGCGUUCAUCACCGCUUCUUGUGUUUCGACAAGUGCCGUGCCAGAUUCCACUUGCUUUGGUACUGCUCCUCACUUGUUCGUGCGUCGCUGUGUUUCAUGUUACAGUCCAUGCCACAUUGCCCCACACCCAACAUAUCCACACCAUUGGCUUCUUUCCCACGCUGCCACACUGCAGUUGCGUUUUCUUCUUCUGUGUUGUGAGAGCUGUUUGUCUGAAGGUUGAGGGUGCGGCUUUUCAUUGUGUUGGACCCAAGCAAACAAUACUGAAGCUGAUCACAACCACAA